CUUAUUUUCUAAUGCUGAUGUUCUAGUUAAUUUAAUUUUAUGGACUGUGUAGGAUAGGGAAAUAUAAGCCUAUUCCUUCCUGAAUUGUGGCAUUAUUGUGUGUAUGUGAACUGUACGGUUGUAGUUACACAACAUUAAUAAGUUCUGGCUAAACUGUCCACAUAAAACGGUUGGUUUUGGUGGUGGUGGUGGCGUGUGACUGAAAUAAACAAAUUCGUCCAUUCACUAUUCACGCGCUUACUGCUCAUUGCACCUAUGGUUAGAUGCUAAACUGCAUUUCGUUUCUCUGUACCUGCGUAAUGACAACAAAGUUGAAUCUCAUCUGAUCUAAUUGAAUCUAGAUCAUGAUUCUAAGUACUUCAUCUGUCCAGAGCACACUUGGUUUGAGACUUUCACCCCCCAUCUUAAAUAUCUGCGGAAUGUCUCUUUAAAUGUCUCUCCUCCCACAGGUCUAUAACGCAUCCGCGCCCCCAUCUAUCAUCGGCUAGUUUCACAUCAACAAUGACUGCCUCCGACGCUUUCACUAAAAAACAACCCCGUAUUUCAGUAAGUGUCCUGGAAAUGUAUUGCGUUUAGCCUACAGCCCGUGCAUCUCAGCAUCAGAUCCUGGUAUAGAAGACAGGAAAUAAAUCGCCAAACCACAGCAGCCAGCUGAGAGAAGUCAGCCCUGGGUGUGUCUGCGAUGGCCGGGGGAAGGAGAGGGGCAAAUCGCACCACGUACUGCCGACCUCCUCUAAGCGGUGAACCAGGCUCAGUGAGCAAUGGCAACCACACGACCAGCUCCCCGAUGACCGGGGUUCGGUCUCGCACGAGGAACGGAUCGGGGACGUGCAUGUCCAGCCCUCCGCUCGCCGCGCAGACCGUGGUUCCUCUGAAGCACUGCAAGAUCCCCGAGCUGUCUGUGGACCGAAACGUGUUGUUCGAGCUCCAUCUUUUCUUCUGCCACCUCAUCGCCCUCUUCGUGCAUUAUGUCAACAUCUACAAGACCGUGUGGUGGUACCCCCCAUCACACCCUCCCUCGCACACGUCUCUGAACUUCCAUCUCAUUGAUUAUAACAUGCUGGUGUUCACAAUCAUCAUACUGGCGAGGAGGUUAAUUGCAGCAAUUGUUAAAGAGGCCUCACAGAGUGGGAAACUCUCCUUUCCUCAUUCAAUCUUUUUAGUGAUGGUGCGCUUCGCAGUGCUAACGCUGACAGGCUGGAGUCUUUGCCGUUCCCUCAUUUACCUCUUCAGGACCUAUUCUGUCCUCAGCCUGCUCUUCCUCUGCUACCCAUUUGGGAUGUACAUCCCGUUCUUCCGACUGAACUGUGACUUCCGGCGGGCGGGUCCGCUCUCCCCCAUCGCCAGCAUCGGCUCUAAAGAGGUGGGCAGCAUGGGCCGGGGGAGGGACUACCUGACUGUGCUGAAGGAGACGUGGAAGCAGCACACCAGCCAGCUGUACGGCGUCCAGGCCAUGCCGACACACGCCUGCUGCCUCUCCCCGGACCUCAUCCGGAAGGAGGUGGAGUACCUGAAGAUGGACUUCAACUGGAGGAUGAAGGAAGUGCUGGUCAGCUCAAUGCUCAGUGCUUACUAUGUGGCGUUUGUUCCUGUAUGGUUUGUAAAGAGCACCCAGUACGUGGACAAGCGUUGGUCUUGUGAGCUGUUCAUCCUGGUGUCAGUGAGCACGUCAGUCAUCCUCAUGAGGCACCUGUUGCCCCCUCGAUACUGUGACCUGCUCCACAAAGCGGCAGCUCACCUCGGCUGCUGGCAGAAAGUAGACCCCUCACUCUGCUCAAACGUCCUCCAGCACAUAUGGACAGAGGAGUACAUGUGGCCUCAGGGAGUCCUGGUUAAGCAUAAUAAGAAUGUCUAUAAGGCCAUGGGCCACUAUAAUGUUGCGAUCCCGUCGGACGUUUCACAUUAUCGCUUCUAUUUCUUCUUCAACAAGCCUUUACGAAUACUGAACAUACUCAUCAUCCUGGAAGGUGCCAUGAUAUUCUACCAGCUCUACUCGUUGAUGUGCUCAGAAAAGUGGCAUCAGACGAUAUCGCUGGCCCUGAUUCUCUUCAGCAACUACUACGCCUUCUUCAAGCUCCUGCGAGACAGAAUAGUCCUAGGGAAGGCAUACUCGUUCUCAAACAGCUCCUCAGACCAGAAAGUCAGCUAGACUUAAAUUAUUGUUGAUCAUUCUCACUAUGGAACAAAACAGAACAUGCCUAAGAGCCCUGUAUUUUUUCUACAAUCUGCUUUUUGUGUCACAUUUUUGUUCUGAUCUGCCAUAAUAAAAAGAAAUAUUUUUGUAUUACUUAAAA
Messenger RNA from Mugil cephalus (flathead mullet), 2294 nucleotides. RefSeq names its product transmembrane protein 39B (gene tmem39b). Lineage: Eukaryota; Metazoa; Chordata; Actinopteri; Mugiliformes; Mugilidae. Gene Ontology annotation, cellular component: membrane. The record is from RefSeq and is a predicted model, not a curated record. The coding region runs from base 683 to 2149 and encodes 488 amino acids. The transcript has 9 exons.